GUCAAAAGUCCAUUGCCAAGAAAUUUUAGAAAAGUCUAGUGGAUAUUGCACCACCAGCAACAUCCACCAUACUUGCCUCUCCCUCCAUAGAUAGCUUCAGAUGAACAUGAAUAGAUAGAUUAGGAGGUUUAAGGAAGGGUUUAGGAACUUUAGGUCUACCAACUGGUGGUUAACGAUUUAACUCCUUGACCAAACAUCAUCAACAGCAAAGAAUCAAUCAGGUCAAGCAACAGCACCACCAUCACCAACUUCUAAUCAUCAGUAGUAAGAAGAAGAAAAAUGAUACAUACAGACUACAGUUGCUGAGAUAGGCCAAAAACAACUUUUUCUUUUUUUAGUGGUGCUUUCAUUGCAGAUGGAGAAGAGAGAGAACACAUAAGUCUCACGUGGGUUUUUGACGUGAUGGUGGAUGGAGAAUGAUCAUCCGAUGAUUUCUUAUCUUCUCCCAACUUUUACCACUACUUCAAAAAGUUCAUCCAUUUUUUUCCUCUACAUGAAUUGAAUGGAUCUUUGCCAGAAACAGAAAAGAGGGUUUUUGUAGGUGAAACCCAGGAAUUUAUGUCGAUCGAUUGAACACUUCCAGAUCAUGAUGGGAUUAGGCAAAUUGAAUUAGCUCUUUAGAGAGAAUGGCUACUUAUUUUUCUGGUUCAAGUAACCAGAGAGAUGAUUCUUCUUCACCCAUGCUCUACAACUAUACCGAACCUUCUCCUCCUUCAGUUCUUCCUGCCAAUCUCAUGAUGAUGAUGUAUAUGGGUCCCCAAAACCAGGGAGGAUCGACUGAUGCUCAACCACAACCCCACGAUCUUCAAGCUCUCGCUGUUGAUCAUGAUCUCGGUAGUUGGAAAGACGAGAGAAAUGAGAUUCUUUUUAUGCACCCUUUGGGGACUGCUACUAACCUUCUUCAAGAUGUUCAAAACCUACAGGGCCAAGGACUGUCCCUUAGCUUAAGUACCCAAAUGCAGCAACAUCUGCCUUCAAUGGGUAAUUACCCGAAUCCACUCUCGUCAUUCUUAGGCCCUAAUGGAAGCGGCAAACUGCCUGCAAAUAUAGUUGGUGGAGAUCAUAGUUCAGAUUUGAUGAAGAUUUCAGUUCCAAACUCCAAGUACUUGAAAGUAGCUCAACAGUUGCUUGAUGAAGUUGUUAAUGUCAGAAAAGCUCUAAGCAAAAGGAAUUGCGAUAAGGAAACUCCAAACGAUGCCAAACAAGAGGGAACACAGUUGUCUUCUGUGGUUGGAGAUGAAGAACCAACAACUAAAUGCGAGCUUUCUGCUGCUGAGAAACAGGAAUUGCAGAACAAGUUGGCAAAGUUGUUCUCUAUGUUGGAUGAGGUUGAUACAAGGUACAAGCAAUAUUACCAUCAGAUGCAGAUCGUGGCGUCAUCAUUCGACGCUGUAGUGGGACCUGGAGCUGCAAAGCCAUACACAUCACUUGCCCUCCAGACGAUCUCACGCCAUUUUCGUUCUCUUCGUGAUUCAAUAACAGGACAGAUAAAACUAACUAGGAAAAGCCUGGGGGAACUAGAUUCCACAUUGGAUGGUGGUAUUGGUAAAGGAAUUGGGAUAUCUCGUCUUCGUUACGUUGAUCAGCAACUCAGGCAACAAAGAGCACUCCAACAGAUGGGAAUCAUGCAACAGCAUGCUUGGAGGCCACAACGUGGCCUUCCCGAGAGCUCGGUUACGAUUCUUCGUGCUUGGCUAUUCGAACAUUUCCUCCAUCCAUAUCCAAAAGAUUCGGAUAAGAGCUUGCUUGCUAGACAAACAGGCCUAACAAGAAGUCAGGUAUCUAAUUGGUUCAUUAAUGCAAGAGUCCGUCUAUGGAAACCGAUGGUCGAAGAGAUGUACAAAGAAGAGUUUGGCGAGGCUGAAAUGGAUUCCAGCUCUGCAUCUGAGGACAGAGCAGUAGUAGUAAAAGAUACACAACAGCAACAGCAGCAGCAGCAAGGUUCAAACGAGAAUAAGGCAGCAGACAACAUAGAAAUGGAUGACCGUAUUAUACGUUAUUCAUCUCAAGCCGAGGAAGUUAGUUUCCGUUUCGCGACAAUCGGUUCUUCAUCUUCUUCUAAUUCUCCCCAAUACCAAAUUACAGAGAUGGGUAGAAGUAGAUAUGGGAGUGGAAAUGGAGUGGUGUCUUUAUCAUUAGGAUUGCAGCAUUGUGAGGAUGGAAGCCACCUACCAAUUCCCAUGGACACACAUCAUCACCACCACCACGGUUUUGCUGAUUUUUCGAGGGAUCUUCUUCACAAUAACGUUUCUUCCAUGGUGGCUGAAACAGAGUGCAUGGAUUCUCGGACUCGACAACAGAGGUUUGGGGUUCCCUUUGUUACAUGAUGAUUUUGCGUAUAGAAACUAAUUCAGAUUUCCUCUUCCUUUUCAUUUGAUAACACAAUUUAUGUGAAAAUAUAUUUGAAUUUCUAAGCUUAGCAUAUAUAUAUAUAUAGGUGUUGGUUGAUCUUUGGAAUAAAGUGUUAUGACUGAAAUGAAACGAUUCUUUGGACCUUCUUCUUCUUCCUAUUCUGUAACUGUGUGAAUAUGUUAUGUUUAUAAUUAUACAUAUAUAUGAGAAUUUACAUCUCUCCA
Molecule: messenger RNA, 2576 nt
Organism: Impatiens glandulifera
Lineage: Eukaryota; Viridiplantae; Streptophyta; Magnoliopsida; Ericales; Balsaminaceae
Product: BEL1-like homeodomain protein 7
Exons: 5
Coding region: 627-2327 (566 amino acids)
Biological process (GO): regulation of transcription by RNA polymerase II
Molecular function (GO): RNA polymerase II cis-regulatory region sequence-specific DNA binding; DNA-binding transcription factor activity, RNA polymerase II-specific
Source: RefSeq, a predicted model, not a curated record